AUGGUUAGCUUUCAAAAUUUAUUUUCCAAAGUAAAGGAAAAACAAUUAUUAAUUAAAAGUAGUUUUAUUUUAUUAACAUUAAUAAUAUUAUUAAAUGACAAAAUAUUAAUAUUAUCACAACCAGCUGAAUUAACUCCAUCAAUUGAUUUGGAACAUUUUGAAAGAUCUGGAGAUUUAUGUUAUGAUAAAACUAAUGGAAAUCAACCACAAAGGUGUGUUCCUGAUUUUAUUAAUGCUGCUUUUAAUAAAUAUGUUGAUGUAACAAAUACAUGUGGUGAAAAAAGACCUAUUAAAUAUUGUGUUCAAUCAAAAGUUAUAGGAAGUAUGAGACAAACAUGUGAAGAUUGUGAUGCUCGUGUACCAUAUUUAAGUCAUCCAGCAAGUUUUUUAACUGAUUUUAAUAGUCCAGAUAAUGAAACAUGGUGGCAAUCAGAUACAAUGAAUGAAGGAAUGCAAUAUCCAAAUUCAAUUAAUUUAACAUUAAAAUUAGGUAAAACAUUUGAUGUUACUUAUGUUCGUUUAAAAUUUGUUUCUCCAAGACCUGAAUCUUUUGCUAUUUAUAAAAAAAAUCAUCCUGAUGAUGAUUGGAUUCCAUGGCAAUACUAUUCAGCAUCAUGUAGAUCAACAUAUAAGUUACCUGAAAAAGCUCCUAUUUUACCUGGACAUGAAAAUGUUGCUCAAUGUACUAAAGAAUAUUCUGAUAUAUCACCAUUAACUGGUGGCAAUAUUGCUUUUUCCACAUUAGAAGGAAGACCAUCAUCACACAAUUUUGAAGAAAAUGAACAACUUCAAGAAUGGGUAACAGCAUCAGAAAUUAUGAUAUCUCUUAAUCGUAUGAAUACUUUUGGUGAUGAAGUAUUUCAUGAUACUAGAGUUCUUCAAUCUUAUUAUUAUGCUAUUUCUGAUUUUGCUAUUGGUGGACGUUGUAAAUGUAAUGGUCAUGCAUCAGAAUGUGUUAGAUCAACUGGAGGUGGUUAUAAUAGUUUAGUUUGUCGUUGUGAACAUAAUACAAUGGGACCUGAUUGUAAUGAAUGUGCACCAUUUUAUAAUGAUAGAAAAUGGAGACCUGCUACUUCAACAGAUGCCAAUGAAUGUGUUCGUUGUGAAUGUAAUAAUCUUUCUAAUAGAUGUUAUUAUGAUGAAGAAUUAUUUGAAAAAACUGGUAGAGGUGGUCAUUGUAUUGAUUGUGCCGGAAACACCAGAGGACCACAUUGUGAAGAAUGUAUACAAGAUCAUUGGAGAAGACCUAAUGAACAUUUUUGUGUUCCAUGUAAUUGCAAUGAUAUUGGUUCUGUUUCUACUCAAUGUAAUAGUGAAGGAAAAUGUGAAUGUAAACCAGGUGUUGGUGGUGAUCAUUGUGAUGUAUGCCUUCCAGGUUUUUAUGAUUUUGGUAUUCAUGGUUGUAAAGAUUGUGGAUGUGAUAUUUCAGGAACAAUUGGUAAUACUCCAUUAUGUCAAACAACAACUGGAGAAUGUUUAUGUAAAAUGAAUGUUGAAGGAAGGCAAUGUGAUAAAUGUAAACCAGGAUAUUUUGAUUUAUCAAUUCAUAAUGAAUUUGGAUGUACACCAUGUUUCUGUUAUGGCCAUUCUUCUGUUUGUCAUACAGCUGAAGGAUUUUUUGCUCAUAAUGUUACAUCAAACUUUGAAUUAGAUAAAGAAUCAUGGUCUGGAAUAAGUAUUCGUGGACCAGCAACAGCAACAUGGGCAGAAGUUGAUAAAGCUAUUGCUAUUAGUAAUGAUCCACAAGGUACUUCAUUAUAUUUUUUGGCUCCAGAAGAAUUUCUUGGUGAUCAACGUGCAUCAUAUAAUCAAUAUCUUACAUUUACUCUUAGAACUCAACAAAAUUAUGCUCAUGUUGGUGUAAAUGAUAUUAUUAUUGUUGGUAAUGAUGGUAAAGAAGUUUAUCUUCCAAUAACUGCUCAAAAAAAUCCAAUACCAACUAAUGUUGAUCAAGAAUAUAUUUUCAAAAUUCAUGCUAGCCCUGAAUAUCAAUGGAGCCCAAGAAUGAAUGAUCUUGAUUUUAUUGGACUUCUUAAUAAUAUUACAGCUAUUAAAAUUCGUGGAACUUAUACACCAAAUGAUGUUGGAUUUUUAUCUAAAUUUUCUCUUGGUUCAGUUACUAUGACUCCAUCAGAUGUUGAUUCAACUCCAGCUGGUUGGGUUGAAACAUGUGAAUGUCCUAAAGAAUAUGUUGGCCAAUUUUGUGAAUCAUGUGCUGAAGGAUAUAAACGUGAAAUUAAAUUUGGUGAAUCAUUUACUAGAUGUGUUAAAUGUGAUUGUAAUGGACAUUCUGAUUCUUGUGAUGCUGAAUCUGGUGAAUGUAUUUGUGAGCAUAAUACUGAUGGAGCUACUUGUGAAAGAUGUGCACGUGGAUGGUAUGGUAAUGCACUUCAAGGAACAGCAAAUGAUUGUCAAAAAUGUGAUUGUCCUGAUAAUGGACCAUGUAUAUUACAUACAGAUGAAGAAAUAAUUUGUACCGAAUGUCCUGUUGGAUAUAGUGGAAGAAAAUGUGAUUUUUGUGGUGAUGGUUAUUAUGGAAAUCCAGCUGAUGGAAUUGAAUGUAAAGAAUGUAAUUGUAAUGGUAAUAUAGAUGCUAAUUCUAUUGGAAAUUGUGAUACUACAACAGGUGAAUGUAAAAAGUGUAUCUACAAUACGCGUGGUUUUAAUUGUGAAGAAUGUGAAUCAGGAUUUUGGGGAAAUCCAUUAAGUGAUAUAAAAGGAGAUUGUAAAGCAUGUAAUUGUUUUGCACAAGGAACAAUAAGACCUUCUGUUGAUUAUGAUGUUCUUGAAUGUAAUCAGGAUAAUGGACAAUGCUCCUGUCAACCACAUGUUGAAGGUCCACAAUGUGAUAAAUGUGAAGAAGGAUAUUUUAAUAUUACUUCUGGAAUUGGAUGUGAAUCAUGUGACUGUGAUUUAACAGGAAGUUUAGGAAUAGGCUGUGAUAUUGGAACUGGACAAUGUAAAUGUAAACCAGGAGUUACUGGAAGACGAUGUGACCAAUGUGAUAUUUAUUAUUAUGGAUUUAGCGAAGAUGGUUGUAAACUUUGUGAAUGUAAUCCUGUUGGUAGUGAAAAUAUGCAAUGUGAUAAGGAAACUGGACAAUGUCAAUGUAAAGAUAAUGUUGAAGGAAGACAAUGUAAUGUUUGUAUUGAAAAUCGUUAUAAUCUUCAAGGUGGAUGUCCACAAUGUGAUGAAUGUUAUACUCUUAUCCAAAGAAGAGUUGAUGAUUAUAGAGGAAAAUUUGCUAAAUUAAAUGAAACAUUAAAUGAAAUUAUUGAUAAUCCAAUAGAAAUUAAUGAUGAAGAAUUUGAUAAAAAAGUUAAAGAAAUAUUAAAGGCUGUCAAAAUAACACACGAUGAUGUUAUAAAAAAUCUUGGAGAUGAUUCUAUUAUUAUUCAACAAAUAUCUACUUUAAGAAAUAAUUUAAAUAGUGCUGAAGAUAUGCUUAAAGAAGUUGGAAAUAUUGUUAAUAAGAUAAGAGAAACCAAUUAUAUUGGUGAGGAAUAUCUUACAAAAUGGAAGAGAAUCAAAGAUGAAGCAGAAGCUGAAUUGGAUGCUGCAAGAAAGUAUCUUGAAACUGAGGGUGCCACUCAAUGGGAAUUAGCUGAAGAAGCAGCAAAGAAAUACGGAGAUCAAUCUCAAGUUCUUAGUAAUAUUGCCCAAGAAGCUAGAACACUUGCUAAUAAACAGGAAUCUAUUAGUGAUGAUAUUAAAAGACUUGCUGAACAAGCUAAAAAUAUUUCUGAAACUGCUUUAAUGGAAUCUAAAGAUGCCAUAUUUGGAAGUUCUGAAACCAGUAAACAAAUUGCUAAACUUCAAGAAAAGCUUGAAAAGGCUAAAAAUCUUCUUAAUCAAACAAAUAUUAUUGCUGGUGAACAACAAAAAGAAGCUUCAAAAGCUAAUAGACAAGCUGCUGAAAUUUUAAACUCUGUUCUUGAAAUUAAACCACCAAAUAUUAAUUCUGAUAUUUACAAAGAAGAAGCUAAAAGAAUUGCAGAAGCUGCAAAAACAACAAUUGAUAAUGUUAAAAAUGAAAUUAAAAAUAAUAAAGGAAUCUUAGAAGAAAUAAGAAAUCUUGAAAUUGAGGCACAAAGAGAAUUAGACAGAGCUUAUAGACAACAAAAACAGAAUGAUGACUUAUUUAAUGAUAUUAAUGCAGCUAAAGAAAGAGCUUUAAAAGCUGUUCAAGUUGCUGAUAAUACAUUAUCUGAAGCUCAACAAACAUUAAAACUUUUACAAGAUUUUCAAGCUACUGUUGAUGGACAUAAAGAUGAAGCAAUGGAAGAAUUAAAAAAAAUUAAAGAUAUUGAAGAAAAGGUAUCAGAAGUUCAAGAGAAAGCAUCUAUUAUUACUGUAGCAAUUGGUGAUGCUUUAUAUGAUGCUGAGGAAGCACAAAAACAAGCAGCUACUGCUGAAAAUGAAGCAAAAGAAAUUGCUGAAAAAGCUGAACAUAUUAAAGAAAGUACUAGUGAAACAAAGAAAAAAGCUGCUAUUAUUCUUGAAGAAGUUAAUACUCUUCGUGAAGCUAUUGCUGCUAGCGAAGUAACACUAAACAAUUUUAAAGAUGGAGCAGAAAGUGAUAGUGACAAAGCUGAUAAAGCUGUUACAAUGGCAGCAUUAGCUUCAAAUGAAGCAGAGACUGCUAAUAGAACAUUAUCAAAAGCUACAGAAAAGGUAAAAAUGAUUCUUGAGCAAUUAAAUAGCUUAGAUAAUGUGGACAAUGAUGAAUUAAAUGAAUUAGAAAAAAAACUUGAUGAUGCUGAAAGUGUCUUUAAUGCUAGUCAAUUAGAUACAAAAUUACAAUCAUUAAAAGAUCGUAAAAAAGAACAAGAUCGUAUUUUAAUAUCAUUAAAAUCUGAGCUAGAAAAUUUACGUAGUGAAAGAGAAAAUCUUGAUGAAAUACAAAAAUCUCUUCCUAAAAAAUGUUUCAAUAUUGUUAGCCUUGAACAAGAGGGACAAAAAUAA
Messenger RNA from Strongyloides ratti, 4965 nucleotides. RefSeq names its product Laminin subunit gamma-1. NCBI's taxonomy places the organism in Eukaryota, Metazoa, Nematoda, Chromadorea, Rhabditida, Strongyloididae. The coding region runs from base 1 to 4965 and encodes 1654 amino acids. The record is from RefSeq and is a predicted model, not a curated record. The transcript has a single exon.